Molecule: messenger RNA, 1056 nt
Organism: Sceloporus undulatus (fence lizard)
Lineage: Eukaryota; Metazoa; Chordata; Lepidosauria; Squamata; Phrynosomatidae
Gene: DCTD
Product: dCMP deaminase
Exons: 8
Coding region: 320-889 (189 amino acids)
Biological process (GO): dUMP biosynthetic process; dTMP biosynthetic process
Cellular component (GO): cytoplasm
Molecular function (GO): dCMP deaminase activity; zinc ion binding
Source: RefSeq, a predicted model, not a curated record
UCCAGGGGGUUUGGCGCCAAAUUGCAAAUUGCACAAAGAAAGGGCUCUUUUCCAGUCUUAAGGCUGCAAGGAAAUGAGUGCUGGCCAGGGACCACAGACCAGCAUCCCCAAUGGGAUAGCCUACCAACCUUUCUUCCUGUUUCUACUCAACUGAAUUUAAAUUUGGUGUAAAGAGACCUCUUACUGGAAAAAGCAAUUCAGAUUUUUGACAGGUUGAGAUGUCUCAGAUGAUCCAAGUCUCCCACUAAUGAAAAGCCUUCAUACAUUGCUGGUGGUAUGAUGUAUCCCUACUUGUGCUCUGGGUAUUCUCUUAAAUAUCAUGCACAGACUGGUACAAAGGUAUAGCUGUGAGAUGACCUGUAAAAAACGUGAUGACUAUUUAGAAUGGCCUGAAUAUUUUAUGGCUGUUGCUUUCCUCUCAGCACAAAGAAGCAAGGAUCCACAUUCUCAGGUUGGUGCUUGUAUUGUGAAUUCAGAAAACAAGAUUGUUGGGAUUGGCUACAAUGGCAUGCCUAAUGGAUGUAGCGAUGACUUGCUACCUUGGACAAGAACAGGCGACAGUAAACUUGACACUAAAUAUCCCUACGUGUGUCAUGCUGAACUGAAUGCCAUAAUGAACAAGAACUCGGCUGAUGUGAAAGGCUGCAGCAUGUAUGUUGCCUUGUUUCCUUGUAAUGAAUGUGCAAAGCUCAUCAUCCAGGCAGGUAUCAAAGAAGUUAUUUUUAUGUCUGACAAAUACCAUGAUACUCCAGAGAUGACAGCUGCUCGGCGCUUGUUUGAUUUAGCUGGAAUUAUAUACAGGAAAUUCAAACCAAAGUGCAACAAGAUAGUCAUUGAUUUUGAUUCAAUUAACAGCAGACCAAGUCAAAAGCCUCUGAGAAAACCAUAAGAAACAAAAAAUUUACUGAAUUGAAAGUCUCAACUUAUUCUGUUGGUGUUGCCUGGAGUAGAAAAAGAAGCCAUAUUUAUAGAAGAAGAUAUCCACGAGUUCUUUAUCCAUAGAUUCAAGUAUCCAUGGUUUGAAACUAUUUUAAAAUAUAAAUUCCAGAAAGCAAA